Rotaria sp. Silwood2 is the source of this 1449-nucleotide messenger RNA. NCBI's taxonomy places the organism in Eukaryota, Metazoa, Rotifera, Eurotatoria, Philodinida, Philodinidae. The record is from the annotation of a GenBank genome assembly.
AUGGAACCUUUCACUUUAGUUUUUACAGUUACGGAUGAUCCAAUCUUUGUUUAUAAGAAACCAGCUGAUGUAUCUGCCGCACUUGUCAAAUAUUUUGAAGCCUACUCUAAAGCAAAUAAAGAUAAUAAAGAAAAAGACAUGUUUCCUGAUUAUACAAAACUUAGUCAUACUGAAUUUUUCAUUCGAUUAGCUUCUCUUUCACAAAAAUAUUUAAAUAAAGCUAUAUGUCCAAAUUGUUUUCGACAGUAUGAAAUCGGUGAACAACAUUGUCAAAUAUGUUCCAUUAACAAUAUACUCAUUCAACCGAAAACAUUUAAUAAUACUGAUGUUUUAUCAUUUCAAACUAAUAUUGCUAAGCGUUGUCGAAAUGAAUAUGUUCUUACUGAGGAUAAUUUUAUUAAAAUGCUCUUGAUCUACAUGCGAGUACAAUGUGGUAUACCUGUUCUGAUUAUGGGCGAGACAGGAUGUGGAAAGACAAUAUUGAUUCAAUUCUUAUGUCAAAAGAUUUUAGAUGACGAUCUCGAAGUUAUUCGUGUACAUACAGGUUUUACAGCUAAGAAAAUCAUUGAAAUAAUGCAACUUUGUAUUACAAAAGCUAAAACCAGUGCUGAAAAAGGAAAACAUUUAUGGAUUUUUUUCGAUGAAUUUAAUACAACAACUAAUAUUGCUCUUCUCAAAGAAAUUAUAUAUGAAAGAACUCUAUUAGGUUUACCUCUACCAGCAAACAUGAUCUUUCUAGGAGUUUGUAAUCCACGUCGUAAGAAAACACUUAAGAUUAUCAUUAAUGAAGAUGAUCAUAUUGGAAUACGAAAAACUCGUCAGAAAUUACUUGGAACAGGUUUUGAUCGAUGUCUUCUACAUACUGUUGUACCUAUUCCAGAAACAAUGCUUGAAUAUAUAUGGAACUAUGAAGAUGCUAGUAGUGUAAGUUUACGUGAUAUUGCUCGUUUUUGUCGAUUGUAUAAUUGGUAUCUCGAUUUAUUAAAUCAAAUUGCAUGUGUAAAAUUAUCUAAAAGUGAAAUGCAUUAUUUUCCUCAUCGAGCAAGUUUUGUUGCAUUAUUACUAUGUUACUACUUUCGAUUACACUCGAUUAAAUUAAAAAACAUCUAUAUUGAUAAAAUGCAAUUGAUAAUUGAAAAAUGGUAUCCAAAACCUAAAAAUAUUCAUAAGUACUUAAUGAAAGAUGUUCUUGAACAUGAACAGAAAAACUUAAUUGAUAAUAAGAUGAAGUUACCGAAAGGUACAGCAUGGAAUCGUGAAUUACGUGAUAAUAUAUUCGUUCUUCUAGCUUGCAUUAUCAAUCAUAUUCCACUGUUUAUGUGUGGUAAACCUGGUAGUAGUAAAUCAUCAGCAGUUCAAAUAUUAAUCAAUAAUCUCAAAGGAAAAAUGUCAAAAGAUUCAUAUUUUCAAACACUACCUGAAUUAGUUACUGUUUAUUUUCAAGGUUGA